UCCCGACUCCCACUCUUCCAAAUCACCGCAAGUGACACCAUAAUCUCCAUCCCCUCUACGAGCACCCGAUCCCAGCUGCUCGCCCUGCUCCAUCUCCCAUGGCGACAGCAACUACAAGUCGGCCCAGCGGCCCGGUGCUGUCCAUACCCAGCUACCGCUCCGCCUCACCCACCCGCGUCAAGCUCGCCGGCGGCAACGGCGCCACCCGCUCGCCCGGCAAGUCUGUCAGCGUCUCGUCCCCGUCCUCCUCCACCAGGAGCCGGCGGUCCUGCAUGUGCUCCUCGACGAACCACCCGGGCUCGUUCCGGUGCAGCUUCCACAAGGAGCGCAAGCAGGCGUCCCCCGCCGGCAGCAGCAAGCCCGCAUCCCCGCCGUCCAUACGCAGCGCAUGCAGCCUGGGAUCGAAGCGCAUGGACAGCGGCCAGUGUGCCCGCAGGGCCCUCGCGCCGUCCCCCGCGGUGCAGCAGUCGCAGCACCGGAGGCGCGCGGGCGGGUUCCGCCCCAGGACGAGCAGGCUCUCCGCCAUGUCCACGGCCGGCGAGCGUCCCAGCGACAACUAACAGUAAACAAAUCAACGUCGACAUGCCAUAGCAAUAGUUGUACUAGUACAUACUGAUCUUCUGCAGAUGGAAUCGGUGGGGUUUAUGCCCAAUCCAAUCUUCUGCAAUACGGUGAAUUUAGCUAGCCCGUAGCUGUCCAUAGAGUGAGCUCGUUGUAAACUAACACCCUUGAUUUUGGAUAUUUACAUGAGUGACAAAUUGAGGCACAUA
Messenger RNA from Triticum urartu, 770 nucleotides. RefSeq lists its product as uncharacterized. Lineage: Eukaryota; Viridiplantae; Streptophyta; Magnoliopsida; Poales; Poaceae. The record is from RefSeq and is a predicted model, not a curated record.